This is a messenger RNA of Mycosarcoma maydis (corn smut), 990 nucleotides long. RefSeq lists its product as uncharacterized. Gene Ontology annotation, cellular component: endoplasmic reticulum membrane. NCBI's taxonomy places the organism in Eukaryota, Fungi, Basidiomycota, Ustilaginomycetes, Ustilaginales. The record is from RefSeq and is a predicted model, not a curated record. The transcript has a single exon. Gene Ontology annotation, biological process: GPI anchor biosynthetic process. Bases 1 to 990 code for a protein of 329 amino acids.
AUGGCGGUGAAACCACGGACGACGACGGCACGACCGUCUGGAACCGCCCGAAAAGCUGGCGCUCCUCGGUCCAGUUCCAUUUCCAGUCGUGGCUCUGGCUCUGGUUCCAGUUCCGGUUCUGGAUCCAAGCGUGCUCGACGCAAGCGGUGGUUCCAUGCGCCACUGACACUACUCACGAUGGUGGUGCUGCACUCUGUGCUGCACAUUCUCGCAUUUAUCCUGCUGACCGAGCCGUGUCUGAAUCCGAACUACAGCACACGUCUGCUGGACAAGAUGCACUACUUUGCACUGCUGUCGACGCGUUCCGCGAUACCGGCGAGCGAGUGGAAGGCGCGAUUUACGAGUGCGGGCUUCCGCGCUUUGUUCGGCGCUGGCGUGAUUCAGGUUUGGUUCACUGCGCGCCUGAGUGGCUACUUUGAACGCGCACAGGCGCAGCAUCAACGUCUUGUCGCUGCACUCAAGCUGCAGAGGGACACGCAAAACACAGUCGGCAUCGAUGCUCGCUUCGAAUCGCACGAAAAAGACGAACAACCCAGGAUACCCAGCUUUGUUCGUCAGCUAGAGAGCGUCUCACUAACCAUGCUCGGUAUGCCAUUCAUCGCAGUCAUCAUCUACGUGCUCCUACUCGUCCUCGGUGCUCCGCUCCAACAGUACAAACAAACCGCCAUCUUAGCCUCCCACUUAACCCUCCUCAUCGCCCUACCCCUAAUACACCUCCUCGGCCUCCCCGGCCUCCCCGCCAACGACUCCCCAUCCGCCAACCCCUCCCAUUGGUCAUCCCUCCUGUCCCUCACCCCAAACCCCUCCUUCCUCCUCCCGCUCUACUACCCCCUCAUAUCAUGCGCCUUGGUCACGCUCCUCUCCACCUCCGUCCUCGCUCUCGACUGGAACGUCUCCUACCAAACCUACCCCUUCCCUCUCCUCGUCGGCAGCCUCCUUGGCCUUGUCGUCGGCGACUUGUACACUGUCGCACUCAUCCUCUUUGGCUAA